AUGCCAGAUCUCACCGGCCAUAAACACAGCAUCAAUGGAGCAGCUGCUGCCCGUCAACCUACCAAUUUAUGGGGGACGCCCAUCACCGAUCAGCCGAACCUAAAACUCAAAGACAUUGACCGAGAAAUUGAAACCUUGCAGUACAUGAAGCAGACCGAGAUGAAAGAGAAGCACGGUCAAGAGUAUAGAUAUAUGAAACCUAUAUUACAUCGGCCACCAAAGGUUCACCAUACUGCACCCCGUCGAACAUCAAUUCAGCCUGCUCGAACGACUUCGGUGAAGCCACAUACAGGGUUAAAAUCAACCAACGCUUGCCCUGCCCAGCAGCUCCACGAAACUGUGCGGGACAGGUUUGGUUGGGGGGCACAUAUAUAUGAUUACCCUGUCAUCAUCUCGCAACCGCCUUUGCCCCCCAAUUAUGUCAUUCCGGAUUCCAAAACCACAAAAUUGGAGGCCGAAGCUGAAACAAAUCUGACAGAUGGAUGGACGUCUCCACCACCGGCAGGAAAUAGGGAAUCGCUCGAAACGAAACGGGCCCGCGACAGUUCAGGUGUCAUCAUAGGGCGUGAACGUGCUUCUGUUGCCAAUGAGCAUUCUAGCUCACCUGCCGAACCAAAGUCCCAAAUCAACAACAUCCCAGGAUCGGCACCCUUAGUCCGCGCUAACAUCACAACUGCCUGCGGCGAGCAGCAAACGCUUGAGAUAUGGCCCGGAGAGGUUCCCCUACUCACGGUGGAAAAGUUCUGCGAGGUGGCUGGCAUUAGGGAACACGCUAAAUAUGUGUGGGAAGCUUUGAAGCCCGUCGUUGACGUAGAACUAAAGCGGCAAUGUUGGCCUGAUGGACUUGAUGAAAAGGACUACAAUGCUUGA
Spizellomyces punctatus DAOM BR117 is the source of this 870-nucleotide messenger RNA. RefSeq lists its product as uncharacterized. The transcript has a single exon. Lineage: Eukaryota; Fungi; Chytridiomycota; Chytridiomycetes; Spizellomycetales; Spizellomycetaceae. The record is from RefSeq and is a predicted model, not a curated record. The coding region runs from base 1 to 870 and encodes 289 amino acids.